Messenger RNA from Phytophthora nicotianae INRA-310, 690 nucleotides. RefSeq lists its product as hypothetical. Bases 1 to 690 code for a protein of 229 amino acids. The transcript has a single exon. The record is from RefSeq and is a predicted model, not a curated record. NCBI's taxonomy places the organism in Eukaryota, Oomycota, Peronosporomycetes, Peronosporales, Peronosporaceae.
AUGUUCAACAAUGCUUUCGCGGUUGGAGGACGUGGAGCUGCUGUGGACAGCGGCGACGGCUAUCCAGCUGCAUUUGCGGCUACUGAAGGGCGAGAUACGGACAACCGAGCGGGCAGAGAUAGCUGCAGCAGCGAUCGUAUGUGGACGGAUCGAACACGUGCACAGCGAGCUGUGGCAUUCGACUACGGAUGUUUGGCUAAAGAAAACGAAGAAGUCGAUGAAGACACUGAAACGGAGGAUGAGGCCGAGGAUAUGGAAGAUACGGAGCUGAAGACGAGAAGAGUGGACAGCGUUGGUGCGAUUAAACGUCCGCAUGGAGAGGUUAAAGUGGGCAAAACGGUAGAAAUCAAAGUUGAACAUCUAGAGAUACCUUCAAAGCUUGAUCGAGCAGUCAAUAUUGAUGAUAAUAAGGUGCAAAAAGAAGAAAAGAAUGAAAAGGUCGCCGGGGGGGAGAAAGAGAAUGAUGGGGAGAGUGGGGAAAACAUUGAUAAAGAGCAGCGCUCUUGCAACUUGAAGCUUAACGAUGAUACGCUGGCAGAGGAGACGAGUUGGCGUAAAAAUGAACAUAUUACUGAAUCUACGUCCAAUAUCGGAGCACAAGCAAGAGGGAAUCAUUCGUACGCAAAGAUAAUGGCAGCUGUCGGAAUACAGGGACAAAAGCUGUUGCAAAAACACCAAGGAGUGAGUUAA